Messenger RNA from Odontomachus brunneus, 699 nucleotides. RefSeq names its product probable cytochrome P450 6a13. Bases 99 to 416 code for a protein of 105 amino acids. The record is from RefSeq and is a predicted model, not a curated record. Gene Ontology annotation, molecular function: monooxygenase activity; iron ion binding; heme binding. Lineage: Eukaryota; Metazoa; Arthropoda; Insecta; Hymenoptera; Formicidae. The transcript has 2 exons.
AGACUCUACGGAAAUAUCCGCCUCUACCUAUCUUGAAUCGCGUCUGCACCAAGGACGUAGUUCUUCCAACGACAAACGUUCUCAUACCGGAAGGGACCAUGAUUACUAUACCAGUACUCGGAGUGCAUCGAGAUCCGUCAAUAUAUCCAGAUCCGGACAAAUUCGAUCCAGAACGUUUCAAUGUAGACCAAGUGGCGAAGAGACAUCCUUACGCUUACUUAGCUUUUGGGGAAGGACCACGAAUCUGUAUUGGUGCAAGAUUUGGUUAUGUACAAACAAAGGUCGGAAUUAUAAAUAUACUGUCGAAGUUCAAGUUUAAACUGCAUCCCCAAACUCCGAUACCUCUAAGUAUGGAUAAAUCAUCAUUCUUGCUUUCAGUCAAGGACGGUAUACAUCUUAUUUUUGAGCCACUGUAAACUAAUGGCGGACAUAUUUUUAAAUGAUAAAAUGUAUGCCGAGUAUGUCUUAAAGUUGAGUGUUAUUAAUAUCAAAGAGGAAAUACAUUUUUUAAAUAUCUAGAUUUGCUGAAAAUUUUAAAGAUCGAUGCAAUUGUUCUCGAGAUAAUCGCAAACGUACAUUUAUACAAACAUGCAAGCUAAUUUAAAAAAGCUCUUUUUUUAAUAAUCUUGAAGCAUUGAAUUAUUUUAUCAAAACGUUUUAUAUGUUUGAAAUAUAUUUCCAAUAAAACUAUGAAGUUGA